AGUGACGUCUAUAACGCUGAGACAGCUUGGGGAGGAUCUGAGCAGGUCGCAUAGGUGAGCAGUUGGGCUUGUGGUCGUGUGGCCGAUAUGAGCUGCACCAUUGAGAAGAUCCUAACAGACGCUAAGACGCUGCUGGAGAGGCUGCGGGAGCACGACGCGGCCGCCGAGUCACUGGUGGAUCAGUCGGCUGCGCUGCACCGGCGGGUGGCCGCUAUGCGGGAGGCGGGGACAGCGCUUCCGGACCAGUAUCAAGAGGAUGCAUCCGAUAUAAAGGACAUGUCCAAAUACAAACCUCACAUUCUGCUGUCCCAAGAGAAUACACAGAUUAGAGACUUGCAGCAGGAAAACAGAGAGCUAUGGGUUUCCUUGGAGGAACAUCAAGAUGCUUUGGAACUCAUCAUGAGCAAGUACCGGAAACAGAUGUUACAAUUAAUGGUUGCUAAAAAAGCAGUGGAUGCUGAACCAGUCCUGAAAGCUCACCAGUCUCACUCUGCAGAAAUUGAGAGUCAGAUUGACAGAAUCUGUGAAAUGGGAGAAGUGAUGAGAAAAGCAGUUCAGGUGGAUGAUGACCAAUUUUGUAAGAUUCAGGAAAAACUAGCCCAAUUAGAGCUUGAAAAUAAGGAACUUCGAGAAUUAUUGUCCAUCAGCAGUGAGUCUCUUCAGGUCAAGAAGGAAAACCCAGUGCACACUGCUUCCCAAGGCAUCAAAUAACUCAACUUCUGACUGUCAGCUGGAGAUUGUUUAUCAAGGAAGGAAGUUAUUAUCUUUCUAUUUGAGUAUUGUCCAUUGAGUGUCUUGCUCAGAUUUGAUUUAGUGUUGAUUAAAGGUAUUAGAUGGCAGUGUAGAAGUCACAGUUAAAAGUGGCUGUCCACAAAACAGUUGUUGGGUGUGUUAGUGAAAAUACAUACUGAGUUUCACCAUUCCUUUUCUAAGAGACUUUUAAUUUUCAUUUCUGGGACCUCAAUUUGUAUAAACUGUGUUUUGAGUUCAUUUUUGUUUUCACAUCUCUGAAACUUAGAGCAUUUUAUUAUAAGCCAGCAAUUUUAUUUUAUUUAGGAUUAUAAAUUGCAAUUGUAAAAAGUUUUAAAAAGAGAUUAGCUUUUUAAAUCUAUUUGGCAUAAACCUGUAUUUUUUUCCAUUUGAGAAAAGUAAUACCGUACAACUAGAUGGGCAGAUUCUCUGAUUUGUAAUGUCAUUCACUUUCUAUGAAGUUUGAAGUCUCUCUGGUGCUAAGAGUUGGCACUUCAUGGCAUGGUGUCUUUACUCUUAAUUUGAGAGAACCUACUGCUAGUCCCCAGGAAACACACUUGAAAAUAAGUCAACUGUUUUUUUCUAAUGGAAGUAGUCAUCGUUCUGUUCAAAGAAUGCUGAGAAAUUUGUCCUGUGUAUGUGCGCAUACACGUGUGCUCUUAGUUCAGAUGCUAAAAGUAGCUUGUAUUUGUUUUAUUAGAUAUUCAUAGUCAAUUUUUCAGUUUUGUCCUACUAGAAAAUCUUCAACUUGAGUAGUUUACCCAGUGUGAAGAGCAUAUAAUAGGUUUAUUCACAUCAUAGUUCUUAGGUAUUACAUUCUUCUAUUUAAUUUAUAUAUAACUCCUGUUUUAUAGUUAAGAACUUAUCCCUUACUUGGAUGUCUUUCAUUACUAGUACUAGUACUUUGUUUUUAGAUCCAUUUUUCACAAGGAAGCAAAGUUUAUCACCUAGUGAGAGUUACUAUAUUCAUAGUACUGUGCAGAAAACAAAACAAUGUUAAGGUUCAAAUGCUGAGUGAUCAACUAGGCUCACCUAUUAACUCAUUCCCCCAUCUCAGUUUACUCACAUUUCAAAUUUACAAAUUUCUUCAUGUUAUACUAUCAUUAUAGUAUAGAUUUGCCCAAAAAUAAUUAAAAGAAUGAAUGCUAAAUCUGUCAAUAUUUUCCAGUAACACUAAGCACCAUACUACAUGGGAGAGAGACAGUAUUAAAAAGUUUUUUGUUAAUGCUUUAUGUGAUGUAAAAUUUCUUUUUUUACUGCCAUAAAGAAUUAACUCCAGUUAAAACAACAAAACGUCUCCACGAUACCCUAAAAGCAUCUGAUGCCAGUAAUACUAAUGGACUUUGCCUACAGUGGUCGGCUUUAAUGAACAGGUAUAUGUUAUUUUAGAGUUUGUCAAAUUUAUAUUCAAAGUCCUGCAUAAAAUUUGAAAAAUACUUCCACCCCAAAUAUGGCUGUUUUCAUGUCAUUUCCCAAAAGUAAACCUUUAAUCCCAACUAUUUGCCUUGAAGUAUAUGCCCUGAGUGCCACUGGUAUGUCCCACAAUUCUAUUCAGGAAGUGAGAACCUCUACAUUUUGUCAACUGCCAUGGGCAGUUUUCAUGAAAAUGAUAAAGUAAUCAAAUGGCCUUGAAGUAUAAUGUGGUGUCCCUAUAUCUGCCUGAUAUUCCUUUAGAGUUGCUUAUAAAGUUCUUUAUAUCUCAGAUAUCAGGAUAAAUCUGUAUGUUAACUUUUCCCCGUAGCAAAUCAAAACCUUGAAGUAUGAGUCUAAAGAGCUCUCAGUGCCCUAUGUAAUGUAAAUUCUGGCAGGUGUUAAUGCUAUGAAGAUAAUGUGUAGUUAGAAAAUUGAGGAAGGAAUGUUCUUCACUUUGAGUGGAUAUUAAAGUUUUUUUUGCAGUGGAUGGAGGAACUUAACUGCUUUGCAAAAUCUUAGUACAAGCUUUUCUAAUAAAAACCUCAUUUUGUGAAUAUCAGCUAAUUUUACUUAGUAAUGAGUCUAAUUACUAGUGCAAAGGUUUAUUUUCCCUAUAUGUAGCAACCUAUCAAGUAGACGGGUUUUCAUAAAUAUUUUGUAGUUAGCACAGCAGUACUUUUUUUUAAUAAAAAAUUAUAAAAAUA
Molecule: messenger RNA, 2867 nt
Organism: Equus caballus (horse)
Lineage: Eukaryota; Metazoa; Chordata; Mammalia; Perissodactyla; Equidae
Gene: SIKE1
Product: suppressor of IKBKE 1
Source: RefSeq, a predicted model, not a curated record